This is a messenger RNA of Chondrus crispus (carragheen), 1845 nucleotides long. RefSeq names its product Vacuolar-type H+-ATPase, V1A subunit. Gene Ontology annotation, molecular function: ATP hydrolysis activity; proton-transporting ATPase activity, rotational mechanism; ATP binding. Lineage: Eukaryota; Rhodophyta; Florideophyceae; Gigartinales; Gigartinaceae. The coding region runs from base 1 to 1845 and encodes 614 amino acids. The record is from RefSeq and is a predicted model, not a curated record. Gene Ontology annotation, biological process: ATP metabolic process; proton transmembrane transport. Gene Ontology annotation, cellular component: proton-transporting V-type ATPase, V1 domain. The transcript is spliced from 3 exons.
AUGGGACGAGGCGGAUCCGAUGACCUCGGCACUGUCAAGAAGGGCGUCGUCCGUCAGGUCGCAGGACCAGUUGUGACGGCCGAUGAGAUGGAUGGUGCCGCCAUGUACGAGCUUGUCGCUGUCGGCAACCUCAAGUUGCUCGGUGAGAUUAUUCGCCUCACUGGAUCCUCGGCUACUAUCCAGGUCUAUGAGGAGACAGCCGGUCUCACAGUUGGCGAUCCUGUUGAAAGAACUGCUGCUCCACUUUCAGUCGAGCUUGGACCAGGUCUGCUUGGAAACAUUUUCGAUGGUGUCCAGCGCCCGCUCCAGAAGAUCGCCGAGUUCACUCAAGACAUGUUCAUCCCAAGAGGUAUCUCCGUCCCUGCUCUCGAUCGCACAAAGCAGUGGGAAUUCACUCCGAACUCGGAGAUUGACAUCGGCGAUCAUGUCACUGCCGGUGACGUUUUUGGUACCAUUCCCGAGACCGCUCUCCUAGUCCACAAGCUCAUGGUACCGCCGAAUCAGAUGGGUACCGUGACGUGGCUUGCUUCCGCUGGAUCCUAUACCAUUGAGGAAACCAUGAUCAAGAUUGAGUUUAACGGAGUCGAGAAGAGCUACAACAUGAUCCAGAAGUGGCCUGUUCGUGAGCCGCGCCCGGUGACUGAGAAGUUGCGUGCCAACACCCCACUUCUAACCGGACAGAGAGUCUUAGAUGCCCUCUUCCCUUCUGUCCAGGGCGGGACCUGCGCAAUCCCGGGCGCGUUCGGUUGCGGAAAGACUGUCAUUUCCCAAGCUCUCUCGAAGUUCUCCAACUCUGAUUGCAUUGUUUACGUUGGAUGCGGGGAGAGAGGAAAUGAAAUGGCUGAAGUCCUGAAGGAUUUCCCGGAGCUGACCAUCAAGGUUGAUGACAAGGAUGUAUCUAUCAUGAAUCGUACAUUGCUUGUCGCGAACACGUCCAACAUGCCUGUGGCUGCUCGCGAAGCGUCGAUCUACACCGGUAUUACGAUCUCAGAAUACUUCCGCGACAUGGGUAUGAACGUAGCUAUGAUGGCGGAUUCUACUUCUCGAUGGGCUGAAGCACUCCGUGAGAUUUCUGGUCGUCUCGCUGAAAUGCCUGCUGAUUCUGGGUACCCCGCGUAUCUUGCUGCACGCCUUGCGUCUUUCUAUGAGCGAGCUGGUAAGGUGACAUGCAUUGGAGGUCCAGACCGGGAAGGUUCUAUUACAAUUGUUGGCGCCGUAUCUCCCCCAGGUGGAGACUUUUCUGAUCCUGUUACGAGCGCCACCCUUGGUAUCGUACAAGUGUUCUGGGGUCUGGACAAGAAGCUUGCACAGCGCAAACAUUUCCCGUCAGUUAAUUGGUUGAUCUCGUACUCCAAGUACCAAAAAGCGCUUGAGUCGUACUACGAGGCCAACCAUCCGGAAUUUGUUUUCUUGCAACAAUCUAUUCGUGAAAUUUUGCAGAAGGAGGAUGAUCUGAUGGAAAUCGUGCAGCUUGUCGGAAAAGAUUCACUUGCUGAGAGUGACAAGGUCACACUCGAAGCGGCAAAGAUCAUUCGCGAAGAUUAUCUUGCACAGAAUUCCUUCACAAGCUAUGAUCGAUAUUGCCCGUUCUACAAAUCUGUUGGGAUGGCGAGAAACAUCAUUCACUUUUACACUCUUUCUAACAACGUGAUAGAGGCAACUGCAUCCUCCGAAAGUAAGGUGACUUUUUCAUUGAUCAAAGAGCACAUGAGCGACUUGCUGUACAAGCUAAGCAGCAUGAAGUUCCUUGAACCGGCGGAGGGAGAGGAGGCCGUGAUGGCUAAAAUUGAUGCCGUGCGAGAUGAGUUGACGGCCGCAUUCCGCGAUGUGGAGGAUCUUGCCUAA